AAAGUAACACGACUGUAGCUGAGUUUGCAAUUUAGGGAUUUAGGGUUCUCUCCCAGAGCGCGCGCGACACAUACCAACCGGAAUCGGAAUCGGAGUCGGAGUAUUAGGGCUGACGUCUCAGAAUCGCAAAAUUGCAGGAGAAUCGAACAAUGGGUUCUUCUUCGGUGAUAACCCCGGAAGAUGUAUUAGAGUCUCUAAUGAACGACGGCACCAUUGACUCUCUCCGAUUAAAGAUCAUCAACCAGCUCAAAGCCAAUGAAGAGCUGAAGAGCACGACAAUCAAAAUGGCGGAGCAGAGCCGAGUUCUCAACACGCCGGGUGCCGAGAAGCAGACGAAACGAGAGCUGUUUGAUGCUCUGAGGCAGGAGCUGGAGACCCAAGUGCUGGAGAAGGCGUCCAAGUCUGUUUGGGAGUUGAUUUUGGAUAAUAAUGGGAUGGGGAAGGAAAUCAAUCAGACUGUUGAGAGGGUGUUUUGCAAGCUCAGCGGCCGCGAACCGCCGCUGUUUCCUCCUCCUCCUCCUCAAGAAGACGCCAAUGCCGGUGGUAAGGACAGUGUCAAUGCUAAGGAGAAUGCCAAUGCUGUUGCGAGUGGUAAUGCCAAGGGCAAGGGCAAGGCGAAUGGGAAGGGGAGAGUGAAGGCAAAGGGGAAGGGAAAAGAGAAGGAGAAAGAGAAGGAGAAGGAGAAGGAGAAGGAGAAGGAGGUGGCGAGUGAAAAAGUUGAAGCCAAGCCUGAAGAGGAGAAGUCGAAUACAAAGAAGAGGAGUUUCAGUCAGGUAAAUGCACAAGGAGAAGGAGAUGGAGAAGCUCAUGUGGGUUUGGAGCAACAAGUUGAAGUCAAGGCUGAAGUAGUUGAAGCUAGGCCUGAAGAAGGUCAGGCUAUGGCAGAAGACCCUCGAGUCUGAAGUCCAAGGUACUAUGUUGUUUAUGGGGUAGGAGGUACUGGUGCAAGUCUUGGGUGUUUUAGUUCUGCACCAUUUAUUGAUCUUGUAUUCUUGAAACUUUGAUGUCUAGUUCUGGUGUCAAUAUUUUCACAGUAGGAGAAAUGACUAACCCGAGUUGGGUGUGUUGCUGAGCUAUCCUUUUUGCUUUUGUUAACCUCCAAGUAGAUGAGACUAUGCUUCUACAUUGGCAUUCUCUACAUUUCUGGCACUGUGAUUUGGGUCUUUAAGAUUGUAAAAUUUGGGUGUUUAAGAUUGUAAUAGAAAGCGAAUCGUGAAUCGUUAGGUGCCUCUGU
Molecule: messenger RNA, 1234 nt
Organism: Fragaria vesca subsp. vesca
Lineage: Eukaryota; Viridiplantae; Streptophyta; Magnoliopsida; Rosales; Rosaceae
Exons: 2
Coding region: 150-902 (250 amino acids)
Source: RefSeq, a predicted model, not a curated record